Spodoptera exigua (beet armyworm) is the source of this 2725-nucleotide messenger RNA. Lineage: Eukaryota; Metazoa; Arthropoda; Insecta; Lepidoptera; Noctuidae. The record is from the annotation of a GenBank genome assembly.
GCCAGAGAUCAGUCGUCAUCUUCGAGCGAAUAUAUAUUGUGAUUUUGCGAAAUUGUUGUGUUGUUGAAUUGAUAUUUGAUGUAUUUAGUGAUAUAAUUAUAAACUCGUACAAUUUGUGAUUUUAAGUUUAUUGAGUUACUGAAAGAAGACUUCUAAUUACUUCGUGUUCGAGAUCAUCUGGAGCUGAGAGUGAACUUAAUGAAUGGCAUGUCGUCGCCAUUUUGGUUAAGGACAUCUUUUAUUUGAUUUGCUAUUAGUUUAAACACGGUUAUUAUUUUAAUGUACUACUGCUAAGUUGAGUAAGUUUUUACUUGCUAUAUUAUUAAACAAUGGCUGAAAAUGGUCCAAAAGAGCCUCCAAUACAAACAGUAAGCGGAUUACCACCGAAUCAUAAUCCGUGGCUCUACAAUAUGAAUAUGUACCAUCAAUAUAAUGGAUAUCAUGGUGGUAUGUAUCCACCAUAUUACAACCAGUACUAUAACCCGAUGGUAAACAACGGAGGGUUUUCUAAUAAUAAUCCUCAUCAAUUUCAUCAAAACAAGGAGCAGAAGAUUGAUAUUAGUCAUCCCCAAUUCUCAAAACCACCUCCAACCGCCCCGUUACUUGGUAUGUCGCCCCUCGAUACCAAUCGUACAUUCUUUAACCAAUCUCCCAUUAGAUUCAAUCUCAACAAUAUGAGAAAGCCACCACCUCUACCUGUCAAUGAAAAUCCCCUUCUUUCCAACAACAAUGGUCCUAAAAAGAAACGCAAGAAGCCUAACAAUAAAUUUAAUGAAGAUAAAACGGAAGACACUACUGAAAUCCUGCCCCCACUACCUGACCAUCCUCCUCCAUUGCCACCCCUCCCUCCACCGGAAAUCCCUAAGCCCCCUCCUCCUCCCAUCGAUGUACCACUACCUCCUCCGGUGGCUACAGAAGAUAUACCUCAACCACCAGAACCAGAAGAGUUCAAAUUCAAUAUGAACGAAAGUAUUUCUAUGGUAGAAGCACAAAAUAAGAAUGCUUCUAAUUUAUUUAACGAUCCAGAUUCUAGAAACAAUUGGCCUGAAAGUUUAGAGAGAUAUAUUAAAAGAUGUUAUGAAAAAUGUAAAUCUGCAUUUGAUCGUGAUCAAAUUGAUAUAUGUCUGAAAGGAAGAAUAACUGCAGCUGCCAACAAAGAUGAAAUAUGGACUAGGAAUUGGGAUGAAGAACCAAUUCCAAGUGUUCACAGUGAAAGAAAUAAUCUAGCUGUAAAGCCUGUGCGUGGCACAUUAAAUUUGUAUCAGAAGGUAGAAAAUGCUACAGAACCUCAUAAAAGUCGUGGUUCCAUUAACACUCGGGGUUUUAAUGGUCAUAAGAACUCUCCACAGCGCAGGAGACGCCCUAGCACUAGGAGCAGGUCUAAGUCUCGGAGUCCUCCUAGAAAAAGGCUAAGCGCCUCUUCUGCUUCUGGUGACGAGGUUGAUGACAAAAAAAAUAAAGGCAAAGGCCGUCAGAAAGUAAAAGAUAGACUAUCUUUAGAUCCAAAGAAAAAUGAUAAACCAUAUCAUAAAAACACAAACAAAAAGAAACAAUCAUUUGAUCAAUUUGUUGUUGAAGAUUUCCAGGGUAAUGCUGAAAAACUGCAGAAAAGAGCUGAACGGUUUGGUAAUUCAGGUGUCCCUUCCAUAGCAAGCUCUUUACAGGGUGGAAUCAGGAGGCCAGAACCAACUGUACGUAGGCCAAUUAUCCAGGAUGCAGAUGGUGAUUAUGAAGUCAAUAAUAUGCACAUAGUAGGCACUUGUCUGGACAUAGAAAAGUCAUUUUUAAGAUUAACAAGGGCACCAGAGGCGUGUGAAGUUCGACCUGUAACAGUUUUAAGAAAUUCCCUUAAAAAUGUUAAAGAUAAGUGGGUGGAAAAACAAGAUUACACAUAUACUUGUGAUCAGCUGAAAUCUAUAAGGCAAGAUUUAACUGUGCAAGGAAUUCGAGAUGAGUUUACUGUGGAAGUGUAUGAAACACAUGCACGAAUUGCUCUUGAGAAGGGUGAUCAUGAAGAGUUUAAUCAGUGUCAGACUCAACUCAAAAUGCUGUACAGUGAAUUGCCUGACUGUAAAAGUAAUGCUCCAGAAUUUACAGCUUACAGGAUAUUGUAUUAUAUUUUCACAAAAAAUACUUUAGAUUUAACUACCAUUUUUAAGUUUCUUUCAAAGGAAGAUAGAGAAAAUAAAUGUGUCAAACAUGCGCUCCAAACAAGAUGUGCUUGGGCAACAGGAAAUUUGCAUAAAUUCUUCUUGCUAUAUAGAGCAGCCCCUAUGAUGGCAGGAUAUCUCAUGGACUGGUUUGUUGAACGAGAAAGAAAGCAGUACCUGAAAUACAUCUUAAAGUCGUACGUCCUUUACUUUUUUACAUUUGUUAUUUCAUUUUGGGGCUAUGCGCUAUGCUGCUUACAUUCAGUUAACAAUGCAAACUUUAAACUGGUACAGUUUGACAGUCUGGGGUUUAUGCCUUUUAUUUACAUAGUACAUUAUUCAACCUCAUAAAAAUAUUAUUUAUGUGCAAAAAUAAGUUAUUCAGUUUAAAAUUUGAAAUAAAAACCCAAAGUUGUAUCUGACACAGGUGAGAUGCAAUGAUGUCUUAUUUGAAAAGUUUAUCGCAAAUAAGGCGCAAUUCUCGUGCUGUAAAAGACUUGAUUAUUCCUGACCUGAGCUUUACAAACGCCUGCAGGAAUGGAUAUUUCAACUGCUUCAAUAGACUGAAUAUUUAA